GUGGUGGGCGUGUCUGCAGUAACAGGAAGCGGGUUGGACGAGCUGUUUGUUCAGGUGGAGGAGGCCGCAGACGAGUACGAGAGGGACUACCGACCUGAAUAUGAGAGACUCCGCAAACAGCUGGCGGAGGCUCAGAGCCAGAAGCAGCAGCAGCAGCUGGAGCGGCUGAGGAAGGACCUGGGAGCCGUCCACAUGACGAACACGCCUCCUACAGAGGACGUGGACAUCGCCGGACCCAGUGACCUCAUCAUGAACCGCGGUAACCCUGACGAGGAGGAGGAAGAGGAGGACAGCGACACAGACGACAUCGACCACAGCGCCACGGAGGAGAGCAAAGAGGCCGACGCCUUCGGAAACUUCCUGACCGAGAGGAAGGAAGUGGUUCAGGUCCGAAACAAAAAGUGUGCGAUGCCUGAGGGACUCUGACCUCUGACCUCUGACCUCUGACUGUGCCUGUAAGAAAAGAACGACACAAUGACGGCGAGGGAAAUGAGGAACCUCCUGAAGGUUCAGACUAUCACCUGGACCAGAUACCGUUCAGCAGAUUCUCCCUCAGAUCUGAACUCUUUGGGCGGAACUUCCUGUCUGACGGGCUGACCUCUGACCCCGUGACCUCGCUCGGCUUCGCUCCUUCCCUAAAAAGAAAAAGUUCUAUUUUUAUAUCAGAAAAGACUCUAAUGUUCUGCUUUUGUUGUGUUUUUCUUUACGGUUGACUUUUAUUUGUGUAAGCACUGAAAGGAUUUCUGACCUUCAAAAUAAAAGUGAGCUCUUAGUUCAGAGUUGGUUUUAA
This is a messenger RNA of Morone saxatilis (striped sea-bass), 790 nucleotides long. RefSeq names its product GPN-loop GTPase 1 (gene gpn1). Lineage: Eukaryota; Metazoa; Chordata; Actinopteri; Moronidae. The record is from RefSeq and is a predicted model, not a curated record. Gene Ontology annotation, molecular function: GTPase activity.